UCUUCAAAGCUAUCGACGAUAAUGAGACUCCACCUGGCUAUAUUCUUGGGUUUAACCCUCUUCCGGGCCACCUAUGGGUCUGCGGCGUGCUCAACAAAGUGCAAUGAGGCCUUUAAGGGGCAUUUGGUGUGUGCUCACAUCAAUGCAUGCUACCUUGAAAUGGAAUACUGCAGCAUGAUCGCCUUCAACUGUGUCCAUAUGGUGCAGCACAGGCCCUUUUUCUUGGUCGUGGGCGAGGGAAAGUGCCAUGAUGACCAAACACCAAAAUGCGAGUCAAUGGAAUAUUAG
Messenger RNA from Drosophila bipectinata, 288 nucleotides. RefSeq lists its product as uncharacterized. The record is from RefSeq and is a predicted model, not a curated record. Lineage: Eukaryota; Metazoa; Arthropoda; Insecta; Diptera; Drosophilidae.